AUGGGCAUACCCAAACCAAACCUCGACGCUCUCGAGGAGCAGCGCCUUGCACUAGAAGACAACAUCCUCCAACUGCAGAAAUCGCUUUACCACUGGCGGACUUGGGAAGCUGAGUACGAUGGAGUCCGCGAGGAGAUUAGCCACCUUGAAGAUGACGCCAGCACAGACGAAUUCAUUGCCGUCGCUUCGGAAUCUGGCAGCACGCUGGUGGAUGAAAAGGAAAUGCGUUCGAUACUCGGUACGCAAGGCAUCAGGCGGACUCGCGGACAGGUGGUCGAUCUUCUCGGAAGACGGAUCGACUACGUGAAGCAGAAUGUUGCAACUGUGGAAAAGCGGCUGAGGAAGGCUGAGGAUGAGCUGCACGCCCUAUUCUUGGAUGAUCAACCUUCGCGGCCGGAUGGUGCGGACUUCCCAAUGCAGGAGAUUAUGGAGGAGCUUGAUGAGGAUGGAAACGUCAUCUCAAGCAAGAUCAACGUGCCUGGAAAUGAGGCUUCGGAAUUGUUGGAGGUGCUGAAGAAGGCUGGUGUCGAGAAUAUUCCGGAGACCGCUAAGCCGGAGGAGUCCACUGCUACUCCAGCUGACGAUACAAGUGAGGGUGCGGUGAAUGGGGAUGAUACGAACAGCUCGAAGGCUGCAGAUCUGCCGAACGGUUCCUGCAGCCAACAUGGAACCACAGAGCCCAACGCCCCAUCGCUGCGAUUCUCCCAAGCUCAGUCCCUGGUUACUGCCGAAGAUCGUAUGCAGCCGCCUGUGACUGACGUGAAUGAAUCUGCUGAAGAGGCAAGAUUGCGCCGUGAAAUGAUCAAUUACGGGAUCAAUGAGGUGGGUGCUAUCGUGGCAGAGCUGGAAAUGGAUGAGUCUGGAAGCGAGAUCUCUUUUGACGAAGAAUACGAUUAUGACACCGAUGAGGAAGACAACGAAGACGAUUACGGCCGCUCUCACACUCGCCUUACGCCGGAAUACCAUCGACAAAUGAUAGAGCUGGAGGCAAAGCUCAAUGCUCGGGGCCUCAUGAACCUUGGCAAGGAUACCCAGACGUUCCCUGAGGAAGUACAGAAAGAGAUCAAAGAACCUAAGGUCGAAACUUCCAAAGCUUCCGACAAGGAGAAGAAGCCCAAGAAAAAGGUCGCGUUCGCCGAGGAUCUUGAUAUUUCGCCGGCUCCUACAUCCCCAACCCCCGCCGAGAAGGUUCCGGCGUCACAAGCCGGGCGGCCCGAGCCUCAAGUGCUCACCGAUUCCAUCGUUGAACGAACUAGCAGUGCCCCGGCGCCUCCUUCAUCCACACCCACUGUCCCGAAGAAGGUAUCGCGAUUCAGAAGUGCACUGAGCGCUCCAUCGGGCAGUACUGCUAGUCAAUCCAUCACUACAGGGGCUACAGUCGCCAACCCUUCUCAAGUCACCGAGUCCCGCCUUCGCAAACAAGCCAAUGCAACCCCUUCUACCGUACCGCCUGUUCUAUUCCCCGCGAAACCAAAAGAGCCAAAGGCGUUCUCUACACCUAUCACAGACAUCGUCGAGAAACCCAUUCCACCUCAAUUCCCACAUGACCGAACUCUUGCCGAAAAUGUCUUCGAGCGACAGGUGAAACAAGGGGCUGUCAAGGCCCCCGAACUGGAUGACUACGACGAAGAGCUUCACCAAAAGCAGAUCGCGUCCGAGUUCUUCCAUAUGCAAAAUCGCAUGAACGGCGUAUCUAUAUCGGAGGAAGAACCGCAGAUCCUGGGACCCGCCUCCGAGGACUUACCCAAGAUGAGCAAGUUCAAGGCAUCGCGCAUGGGCUAG
Messenger RNA from Penicillium bovifimosum, 1782 nucleotides. RefSeq names its product prefoldin-like protein. The record is from RefSeq and is a predicted model, not a curated record. Gene Ontology annotation, biological process: negative regulation of transcription by RNA polymerase II; negative regulation of phosphatase activity. Lineage: Eukaryota; Fungi; Ascomycota; Eurotiomycetes; Eurotiales; Aspergillaceae. The transcript has a single exon. Bases 1 to 1782 code for a protein of 593 amino acids. Gene Ontology annotation, molecular function: transcription corepressor activity; chromatin binding; phosphatase inhibitor activity.